Molecule: messenger RNA, 222 nt
Organism: Aspergillus chevalieri
Lineage: Eukaryota; Fungi; Ascomycota; Eurotiomycetes; Eurotiales; Aspergillaceae
Exons: 3
Coding region: 1-222 (73 amino acids)
Source: RefSeq, a predicted model, not a curated record
AUGCCUGGACCAUUGUAUCGCAAUACUGGAAAGAUCCCCGAGGCGCCUAAGUUCCACAACCACUACACCUUAAGCAACGGUUGCCCUGUCGAAGACUCUCAGGUGUCUGAGAGUUUCAGCAAGCAAGAUGGCAAGAAUCGCUACGCGUCACAGUUGAUCCAGGACAUCAACACCAUUGAUACGAUCCCCCAUAUCACCAGGGUGCAGAUCCCGGAACGGUAA